Messenger RNA from Fusarium venenatum, 1692 nucleotides. Its product is annotated as ferric reductase NAD binding domain-containing protein. The record is from RefSeq and is a predicted model, not a curated record. Gene Ontology annotation, cellular component: plasma membrane. Gene Ontology annotation, molecular function: ferric-chelate reductase activity. NCBI's taxonomy places the organism in Eukaryota, Fungi, Ascomycota, Sordariomycetes, Hypocreales, Nectriaceae. Gene Ontology annotation, biological process: iron ion transport; copper ion import; intracellular iron ion homeostasis.
AUGCAAGGACUCAAACCGCCGACUACCAAGCAGCUCAAGAAUGAAGAGGCACUGACCAAGUAUGCCGCUUUCCUAUGUGGUCUCAUGCUUUUUGUUACUGCCGCCCGUUGGCUACGCAAGAUUUGCAUCAAAUCUCCACAUUUGAAAACACCGGUAUCUUCAUCGAGUUAUGGGCGCGAGGCCUGUCUCUUAGUAUUCCAAAAUCUUCAGAGACAUGUCCCUUGGAAGUGGUUUGAGCGACCAUCUCUGGGGUUUAUCAUGAUAAUCAGCAUAUACCUUGCCGGCAACAUCGCUUUCUGCUCAAACAUGCUUGCGAUGCCUCAACUAUUGAAUCACUGGUCUUCUAGAUUUGGAUGGAUGUGUGUCGGCAACAUGGCGCUGUGUGUCUUUUUUGGUCUCAAAAACACACCGUUGGGCCCUUUAGCAGCUGUUUCGCAUAGCCAACUAAAUGUAUUCCAUCGCAUUGUCGGUUAUACAACUGUAUCCCUCGUGCUUCUUCACGCUGCUGUAUACACGAUACACUUCGGACGUCAAGGCCGCUUAGUGCAGUUGUUAAAACCGGAGGAUAUCGCAGGUAUCGGGGCCGGUGUUGCUAUGUUUGUCUUACUAAUGGGGAUAUUCAGACACAACCACUAUGAGCUAUUUUAUGUUAGUCACAUUAUUGGCUUUCUGGUCGUUGUUCUUUUGACAGCGCUGCAUAGGCCGAAUUGGGCGAAAAAGAUUCCGCUGGUGAUGCUCAUUGUCUUCAGUAUGUGGGCAUUGGAUCGCCUCAUUCGAUUGAUCAGAUUGUCAUGCAACCUCGUCAAUAACUCGGCUACGUUCUAUCCUCUACCAUAUGGAGGAACCCGAGUGAUACUCAAGAAGCCUGGCACUGAAGCUGCUUUGCCGGGAUCUCACUGCUUUUUAUGGGUUCCAAGACUUCGAACCCAUGAGAAUCAUCCAUUUACUAUCGUUAGUAACGAUUCUUCUGGCCUGGAACUCGUGAUGAAGUCGCAUGAGGGCUUUACCAGAGCUGCUGUAAGGUUUGCGAGUCAACACCCUGGGACUACUCUGUGGGCAUCUAUCGAUGGGCCAUACGGAUCACUGCCAGAAGUGAACCAUUACGACAAGCUGGUUCUUGUUGCUGGAGGAAGCGGAGCUGCUUUUACCUUUGGAUUCAUGAAUCGCAUUAUGAUGCAACCUGAGAAGGUCGCAGUCCAAUCUAUCGAGUUUGUAUGGGCUGUGAAGCGCAUAGAGCAGUUAAACUGGUUCCGCCGCCACUUGGUUAAUAUUGCCGAGGCCGAGCAUCCCCCAAGCUUUAAGGUCUAUGUCACAGGCGAGCAAUUGGGAUCUAACUCAGCCGCGACAAUUUGUACCGCCUCCGAACGCCAGCACUUUCUAGGCGAGACAGAGAGCGAAGCUUUAUUAAGAGAAGUCAGAUUCAAUUAUGAUACCAUCUCGCCAAUGGGCGAUAUAUGUGGAUUACUCCAUCAAACUACCUCUGAGCAUAUAUUGAAUGUCAUUUUUGAGAAGCUCAAUGUUAAUAAGGUAAUUAGCAAAGCCUUGGGAACAGCUGGAUGCCACCAAAGAGUACUCGUCGUGUCUUGUGGGCCCAAAUCACUCAUGUGUGCUGUGGUCGAAUCAGCAGAUAAAUGGCAGAACACGCGAGGUCUUAGAAUAGAUGUCCACUGCGAAGCCUUUGACAGUUGUUAG